GUCUACAUAGCAGCUCCCUUUUCAGGUUUGGUGUGCUUCUGAGAGUCUGCUGAGGAAUGAUGGGAAGUUUGCUCAGCAGAGGGAAAAGCUCCAGCCCCAGUUCCAGCCCCAGCUCCAGUUCCUCUGGUCCAGGCCAGGAACCCGUGUCCAUACAAUCAGAAAGACACAAGGUCACAGCUGUGGCCCUGGGCAGUUUCCCAGCAGGUGAGCAGGCCGGCCUAUCUCUGAGACUCGGAGAGCCACUGACCAUUGUUUCUGAGGAUGGAGAUUGGUGGACAGUCCAGUCAGAAGUCUCGGGCAGAGAGUAUCACAUUCCCAGUGUGUAUGUGGCUAAAGUCUCUCACGAGUGGCUGUAUGAGGGCCUGAGCCGGGAGAAAGCUGAGGAACUGCUCUUGUUACCUGGGAACCCCGGAGGGGCCUUCCUCAUCAGGGAGAGCCAGACCAGGAGAGGCUGCUAUUCCCUGUCCAUCCGACUCAGCCGCCCUGCAUCUUGGGACCGGAUCAGACACUACAGGAUACAGCGUCUUGACAACGGCUGGCUGUACAUCUCCCCUCGCCUCACCUUCCCCUCACUCCAUGCCCUGGUGGAGCAUUACUCUGAGCUAGCGGAUGGCAUCUGCUGUGCCCUCAGGGAGCCCUGUGUCCUGCAGAAGCUUGGGCCACUACCUGGCAAAGAUACACCUCUACCUGUGACUGUGCCAACAUCAUCACUGAAUUGGAAAAAGCUGGACAGCAGCCUCCUGUUUUUGGAAGCACCUGCCAGUGGCGAGGCAUCUCUUCUCAGUGAGGGGCUCCGAGAAUCCCUCAGUUCCUACAUCAGCCUGACUGAGGAGAACUCCUUGGAUGAUGUCUAGUCCUAAAGCAGAAAGCUAAAGGGGAACCAAGGCUGGCACCUAGACCUCCAACUCAGCUGACCCUGACAAAGCUCCCUAGAGGCAAGGCUUUGAAAGCAGUCAAGCAGUUGGCUGGGUUUGGGGGCACAGACACAUUCAGGGCCUCACCUGGACCUAAUAAGUCAUUUAUCGUCUCCCAAGGCCUCAUCCCCACCUACAAUUUCUAGUCCAUGUGCAGCACAGUUCAAAGCAGGGCCCGGCCUCUACAGAGUAAAACACUUCUGAGGUCUGAUACGUCACCUCCUGAGAGGAAUAUCCAGUACCACAGCUAACCAGCCCUACUAAACGGGCAGAGAUCAUCAUUUCCAUGGAGAGACGAAAUGUUAGGAAAAUUUACCAGUCUCGUUCAGAAUGCAAACAUAUCUCAGAUGGUAGGAUGGCUCAGAAAACAGACAAGAGGAACACUUGAUGGCUUUACCAUAGUAGACCUCAUUUAAUUCCCACGCAAGGGGAAGACUGACAACCCAGAUCUUCCCAUAGUCUCCCAUCGAGUCCUUUCAGCCAAGCUCAGUGUUCAUCCAAACACAGCCGGGUCCUCCCCAUACCCCAGUCUUGCCACCUGGUGGUCAAACACAAAAUGACACCGUUCAAAUCUCACAUCUAAACCAGUCACCUAUCUCAGGGUCAGGAGGUGGACCAUCUCCAAAAUGCCAAAACCAAGGCAGUAACCUUCACCAACUCCAGUCAAAAGAGAAAGAGUCUGGCUGCUACUGCUGCUAAGGAAGGAAGGAGGAAAGCAGGAGCUAUGCUGAACACUGCUACUCGGUUCUGAGGGUACGGUCAGUAGGUAAGCAAGGCUUUAGUUUACCAGGCAUGCCAACACACUUUCAGUUAAAGAUUUGUUUAUUCAAGUAUCUGAAAACAUCCUACUAUGGAAACUUAUUAGAUGGCUGCUUGUAUUGUACCAUGGACCACGCACAUGGUGUUUUCAGAAGACUUGAGAUGCAGUGAUGGUUUAAAAACUGUACACCUGACGGAGAACCAAGGAAGACAAUGUUUCAUCCGGAUCCAGAGGCGCAUCAGAUUCAACAGCAGCUCCACUUGGCAAACAGCUGUUACAUGAUGGUGUCCAAGAAAAAAUAGUUGACAAUGGACAAAUUCAGAAAUGCUUCCCCAAAGGCAGAUGGUUCUUUGAAAAGUUUCACAACCCUUGCAGAAAACACUGAUGCUCAACACGCUGAUUCUAAGUCCAGGAGACGUGGGUCUUCUCGGUCCCACACGGCAGGAGUGAGUGCCCCAAUAAGCAUGUAACUGUGCUGUAAUAAAAGGGUCCUUUGGACUGGACAGAAGAGAUGGGAGCAAACGCCAUCAGUCAUAGUGGAUGGCAGUGUAAAAGAUGAUCCAAAUGACCUGUGGGGACACAAGCAACGUUCGUGUCAUCACCUGGAUCAGCACAGGCUCCUCCCCCAUAUGAAGAUGGCAAUGCAUAAGUCUGAGGUCAUUAGGAUAUUCAUAAAGGAUAAUUAUCACUAAUCCCAACAUCAAAGUAAAGGUCUGUUCCCAUGGUCACUUACUUCCUAUCUCUCUCUCCCUUCAGGUCGGCAACCACUAACCUACUUUCUGUCUUAUGGCCCUGUGUAUUCUGGACAUUUUACUAAGAGGAAUCAUGUAGCCUUUUAUGUCUAGAUUCUUCCAUUUGGCUCAAUGCUUUCAAGGUUCACCUGUACUGUAGGACCACAGACAAGUAUCAUUUUACAGUACGGCUAGAAGACAUUUUACACUUGAGAUGACCCUCAUGUGAGUGGUUACUUUUCCCUAUGAUGAAUAAUGGACACAUUUCAUAUACACACAUCUACAUUUUUGGCUUUUUCCUUUCUUUGGAGGAUAAGGUCUCUCUAUGUAGCUCAGUCUGAACUCUCAUAAGUCAACUCGUGCUUUCUCUGAGUGACCUGACAUCUCAUAAAAUGAAGAGAAGCUAUUGUAAAACUACGAGCCACACAUACCAUGAACAAGGCAAAUGAUGUCAUAAACCCUUCUUUGGUGAGCUCCCAUGUGCCACCAUACUCUUCCUCGUCGAUUUGUAGGUAGUUACUGAAGUAGAGAUACAGGACUCCUGCAUUGAUCAGGCAGAAUCUGGAGUGAGAGAAAUAAACACCAAACAUAAACUGAAA
Molecule: messenger RNA, 3004 nt
Organism: Grammomys surdaster
Lineage: Eukaryota; Metazoa; Chordata; Mammalia; Rodentia; Muridae
Gene: Sla2
Product: Src like adaptor 2
Exons: 7
Coding region: 57-854 (265 amino acids)
Molecular function (GO): protein binding
Source: RefSeq, a predicted model, not a curated record